UUGAAAGGAUUAAGAAAUAUAAAAUAAAACAAUGGAGUUUAAUACUGACCUCAAUAGCGGGAUAAAUUUGGAGAAACAGAGUCAUUUUAUGGCACAUGAUGAGAUCAGUCCUAUUACAAGACCUGUUGAGAGAAAAGAAGAGCAACCAGAAGUUAACCCAAAAAUCAAUUCAAAAAUUCUUCCUAUAAAACGUCAGAAAUUUCUCCAGCCAUACAGACCGUAUAAAAUUCCAAAAUACACGAAAGAGCUUAACAGUCCUUUACUAAAUAAACCAAUUGGAGAGCUUCUAAAGGAAAGAAGAAUCCAAGGAGCUCGUUUAAGAAUAACUAGUAAAGGAGAAGAAGAGUUUAAAGGCAGUAUUUCUACUUCAAGAGGAAGGAAGGAGUAUCAGGGGCAGACUGAGAGUAGUUUUAAGAGGUUUUUGGAUGUUAGGAAUGGGAAUUAAUCGAUUUGGAAGUGAAACUAACAGAAGAUAUAAAAAGAAUCCUGGAGUUUUGUCUCGGAUAGAACAAAUGGGAGAAAUAUACAAACAAGGCUCAUCUAAUUUCCUAUCACAUGUUUCUAUGGUGCUAAAAGGAAGCUCCAAGCUAAAAUCCUCACCUUCAAUUUCUCGCGAAUCUCCAAAAAGAACUUUCUGUAGACGGUCAAAGAUGGAAAGCAUCAGAAAGCUGAUCAAGAAUCAUCCUUACAAGGUAAAACUACGAAAGGCUAGGAAGGAAAAAUAGCAUCAGUUAUUUCUCUCACAACGAAUCUCAUAAAAAAUCGAUUCAACUAAAUUCCCUGAACUUAGAGGAGGACCGAAAUGAAGACCCGGACCUAUUUAAUGAGAUGACCAGCAGGUUCAGUACAAGACAAGGUGGAUUUAGAAAGAACUAUAAAGAGAGAUCCACCAAACCUCUAAGCUAUAUUAAAGAUGGAGAGAGGCUCCUCAAUCUUAAAUUUUAUUAA
Molecule: messenger RNA, 948 nt
Organism: Moneuplotes crassus
Lineage: Eukaryota; Ciliophora; Spirotrichea; Euplotida; Euplotidae
Source: the annotation of a GenBank genome assembly